Molecule: messenger RNA, 414 nt
Organism: Cimex lectularius (bed bug)
Lineage: Eukaryota; Metazoa; Arthropoda; Insecta; Hemiptera; Cimicidae
Exons: 5
Coding region: 1-414 (137 amino acids)
Source: RefSeq, a predicted model, not a curated record
AUGGUUGUAGUCUGGAUCCCCGGAUACGUCGGGCUGGAGGGUAAUGCACGUGCGGACGAGGCGGCAAAGACCGGGACGCCCAUCCUCCAGACCGGACCCUCGAUCAGGCCCUCUGACGCCAAGCAUUUGUUAUUUAAACAUAAGAAAACUGUAUGUUUUGUAGAGAUUGAAACUAAACCUUCGCCACGAGCAGACCUUUCUUAUAAAAUAAGUGGAACUACGCCAUGUUUGAGUGAACCACCAUCAGAUGUGUCCUCACAGAAUGACCCACAGUCGAGUACAACUUUGCAGAGUGAAAAGUCACCACAGAUUCUGUAUUCUUCAUCUCCAGAACCCAAAAAGGAUGCUGAUAUGACAGUGGAACAAGUAGGAAAUGAGUUGCGCUGCCGAGCCCAAGACAACUGUCUGAUUUAA